AAAAUUUCAACAUUUUCCUCCAAAUCGUAUAAAUAAUUAUGAGAAAUAUUUGUCUAGCCAACAAGCACAUCAUUAAUCUUUCUAUUAGCGAAAACCAAACAAACUCCUCAAACAAAAACCUUACAAAAUGGAUCAAGACUUAUUUCACAUUUUCAUGGACUUUAUAUAUAAUUUUUUCGAAAAUAUUAUCCUACUUCAAAAUCUAGUCCCAACCGUAUGCUUAUCGGCAGCCAUCGGUUACAUUUUCUACUGGAUUUUCAUGAAGGAUUACAACUUCGCUGAGGACUUUGCUGCUCACGGAUUUGAACAUCUUGAUAAAAAUGGACUGACUAAGGAUGCCAAUAAAUCAUCCAAUUCCUACAAAACAUAUAAGAUUAACCAGCUAAUGAAGAGGAGAAAAAUUGGAAAUAUUCCUCCACAUUAUCCAACCGGUUGGUUUUCAAUAUUGGAUUCCGACUCGUUAAAAAGCGGAGAAGUGAAGGAAAUCAAUGUCUUGGGAGAGAAUCUGGUCGCCUGGCGUGGAAUGGAGUCUGAUCAGGUGCACGUUGCAGACGCUUACUGUCCGCACAAUGGGGCUCAUUUAGGCGUGGGUGGCACCGUGCGAGGGGACUGUAUUCAGUGUCCCUUCCAUCACUGGAGGUAUCGUGGAGGGGAUGGGAAAUUAGUAGAAAUUCCGUACGCAGAAAGGAAGGGGGCAUUUUCCAUCCAUUUAAAAAUGUGGGAAAGUAUGGAAGCCAAUGGAAACAUUUACAUUUGGCAUGACUCAGAUGAGAAGAAAUCAUCUUGGAGUAUCGAUAUCGUGCCAUACAUACAAAAUAAGAGAUGGAAAUCCUGUGGGAAGACGGAGUUUGAGAUUGCAUGUCAUAUACAGGAAAUUAUUGAGAAUGGUGCGGACAUUGCACAUCUCGACCCACUUCAUGGCUAUUCAUUUUCUCUCGGAGGGUGGAACAUUUUAAAAACUAUUUACGAAGCUGAAUGGUCACAGGCAGACAAAGAAACGAUGGGUGGUCACGUAGCCGUUGCAAAAGUGGGCACGGAUAUUUGCUUUUUUAACAGGUGGAAAUUUUUCCGAACAGAUUUAACCAUGUAUAUUAUAGGGCCAGGAAUUGUCCAAUUCAACUUUGACACAAUGUUCGGUUCGGGUGUCAUGAUUCAGGCGACGACGCCGAUAGAACCGCUUUUAUGUCUAAUUCGCCACCAGUUUUAUGUUUCCAACAUUUUCCUACGUCCUCUUGGAAAGUUGCUUCUUUACCUGGACAAAAAUCAGAUUGCAGCAGAUAUAUCGGUUUGGAAUCGGAAACAAUUUCUGAACAAGCCACGCCUCGCCCGAGAGGACAAAUUUAUCCCCCUGUUCCGUCGUUGGUAUGGACAAUUCUACCCGGAACGUAGCCUGCCGAAUGGAAAUAUUCAGGAUAAGCGUUCAGAUUUUUAGUGAAUAUGUCAUAAUUACUCGUUAAUAAAUAAUGCUCAUUCAUUCUAGUUA
Molecule: messenger RNA, 1483 nt
Organism: Folsomia candida
Lineage: Eukaryota; Metazoa; Arthropoda; Collembola; Entomobryomorpha; Isotomidae
Product: cholesterol 7-desaturase
Exons: 7
Coding region: 128-1432 (434 amino acids)
Biological process (GO): chlorophyll biosynthetic process; cholesterol metabolic process
Cellular component (GO): chloroplast
Molecular function (GO): 2 iron, 2 sulfur cluster binding; chlorophyllide a oxygenase activity
Source: RefSeq, a predicted model, not a curated record